Messenger RNA from Cimex lectularius (bed bug), 2277 nucleotides. RefSeq names its product pyroglutamyl-peptidase 1. Gene Ontology annotation, biological process: proteolysis. The transcript is spliced from 4 exons. Gene Ontology annotation, cellular component: cytosol. NCBI's taxonomy places the organism in Eukaryota, Metazoa, Arthropoda, Insecta, Hemiptera, Cimicidae. Bases 498 to 1088 code for a protein of 196 amino acids. Gene Ontology annotation, molecular function: pyroglutamyl-peptidase activity. The record is from RefSeq and is a predicted model, not a curated record.
AUGAAAUUAAUGGAUUAUCAACGGUCGAAAUUAUGUUGUUUAUAUGGGGUAACUCUGUUUUUUUACCUGACAUCCCUUUUUAUGGUGGAAGCCGAUGACGGCGACGUGAAGGACAGGCCCGUCUUUCUCUGUGUCCUCGCCCAUCACGAACUACGACUGGGAAAAGGUCGGGAAAACGAGAAAAACCAGCAUUUCACUCCGCCUUUCAACGAUUUUCCAGUGGUGGAAGCUUUGUUGACAUUCGUUCACCAUAACUUUUGCGACUGUGAGUGUUGGUUGGGCUGACACUCGUAGGAAGAGGGGGCUGGAGUGAUAGAAUCGACUUUUGUUCCCCUUUUUCGAAUCGAUGCUGGCUCAACAAAUCGGGAGGAAGGAUGAAUGAAAAUGUAAAACAAUUUUGACGGCAAUGAGACAAAAUUUAAACUGGAAAAUUUUUGCAAUAAUUUGAAGAGAUAAAGUGUUAGAAAGAGAAAAGAUAACAGAGAGUUCAGACAGAAAUGGAUGAGAAAAAUAAGACUGUGUUUGUCACUGGAUUUGGCCCGUUCGGCGACCAUAAAGUAAACGAUAGCUGGCAAGCUGUAAACCAGCUUCACAAUUCGAAUUUAGAAUCCAAACUUGGCAUCGUACUACGCUCCACCCAGAUACAAGUGAUUUACAAAAGUGCUGCGACAACAGUACAAGAUAUAUGGAAGAAUCAUAACCCUGAUUUGGUGAUACAUGUAGGGGUGCAUAAUCAAGAUUCUGUGAUGCUUGAAAAACAAGCUAGAAAGUCUGGCUAUUGCCAAGAAGAUGUAUCAGGGUGCGUAAUUGAAAACAACACUUGCCCGAUUGACGGGGGCGAUCUUCUCUCGACAGAAAUCGACCUUGAUGAUCUAAUAGAAAAAGUCAAAAGGGAUGAUAUAAAAAUUCAACAGUCAACAAACGCUGGAAACUAUCUUUGCGAGUUCACGUAUUACAUGUCUUUGUGCCACAAUAAAGCGAGGGCACUCUUUGUACACAUACCUCCUUCAACAAGUCUGGUACCACUUAAGACAAAAGUGGAGGUCCUUGAGGAUAUAAUACGGACCCUUUGUGCACAAUUGCAAUGAUUUUUAAAUCUACAAGACUUAAUCAGAUUUAAAAAAAAGUCUAUAAUGAAACAGUAAAGUAUAAUAAAGUAUUAUAUUCUUAUAUUAUGCAGAACAAAAUAUACAUAAUUUUACAACGAGCUUUUUUUGAAUUGCAUAUUUUUUUAACGAGAUAUGUAAAAUGGUGAAAUGGCAAACAAAAGGGUGAGAAAAGUCAAUGGGCGAUGUUCUUUACUUCACGACCACAACACUAUUUUUUCACUAUUUAUUUAUAAACCUGUUUGAAUUGAUUAGUCUGCAAGUUAUUUUUCAUGUUGGGGUCUCUGAUGACUAAAUUAUUCUCCUUUUCUUCCACUACAAUAUAAAAUAUCUAUUAUGUAGCACUGGAAAUUUGUUGCAAAAACAUUGAAAACAUGAGAUAUUAUGUAAUUUAGACAUUGUCUGCCUAUCCUAAGCUUGGUUGGUCUAAUUGAAGAGUUUCAACAUUCCGCGUGUCUUAUGCGUUGAAAUUAAUAUGUUGAUAGUUCAUAAUGAAUUUUGUACUUGUAUGCUGGGCUGUAAAUCUGAUCAUUUGCCAACCCAGUAGGAAACGAAGGAACAUUUCUGAAAACAUGGAGUGUAGAAACAUGACUGAACAGACCUAAUAAAAAAUAUAAAAAAUUAUGGGUCAUUAGAAAGACUUUUGCAACCCUACACUUAUAGAAUAUUGACAAUGGGAUCGAGGGAAUGCAUAAUAAAAUCUCCCAGGAAUUGCAAAGUAUUUCACAUUUUUUAAGCAGACGACCAGUGGUCAUGAUCGAUCCUCGCUUUGACCUUAGGGGACCAAUAUAAAAAGGGAGGUUCGGAAAAUCAUAUCAAUUGAGACAGGGAGAGACAAAUUGAGUCCCAAGGCCAAAAGAGUCAUUUCAAGUGUAGUCAAGGGCAGAAACGAGUCGAAUAGUCAUCUGAAGAGGAGAGUCACGAUCAGGGAGACUUGAGACCUGACUAAACGCUAGAAAAGAGUCAACUGACAAGAGAGCCCAGAUACCAGGAAAGGUGCAAGAAAGCGAUUUGGAGAUUGGCGUCGUCUUUGGUAAGUGCAUUUUGUGAAUAAGCUCACUCUUUAGCGUUAGAGUUAUGGCUGAUUUAUAUUUUAAUUAAUUUGAACGAUAUAGUUAUUAAUAUGGUGCAAACAAAUUUUGAAAGAAAUGCAUAUAAUUUGUAUCUCUCA